Molecule: messenger RNA, 459 nt
Organism: Symbiodinium necroappetens
Lineage: Eukaryota; Dinophyceae; Suessiales; Symbiodiniaceae
Source: the annotation of a GenBank genome assembly
AUGCUGCAGGUCAGCAUCAUUCCGCAAGUCGCUACCGGAGCUCUCUUGACGUACAGUCCGGAUGCCGACAACGAGAGCAAUGUGUUUGACUCAGAUAUACAAUCACUGGUGUCUGGUGCGGUCACCGGGUUUGCAGCGGCCAUCCAGGCCUCAGCGAUACUCUUGUUCACUUGGCGCAUUAUGAAGACAGUCGAGCAGGACGGCGACGAGUUGGCCAAGCCACGGCCAGAGCACGAAGCCGUCGCAAAGUUGACUGCGAAGGCGACCAGAGGCAGCCGCUUGCCAGCCAGCAGGGCUUUUGCCGGAGCAAUGGAUGUGGAGUGUAGAGAAUACAACGCUGCAUUCAAGCGGGUCUCGCAGUGGCAGGUCAUGACAUGCACGCAGCUGUCGAUGCUGUUGCUUGCGGUCGCCUCGAUCGUCUCUUCUGGCUUUGUCAUCGCGGCAGACUUCAUGAUUGCA